Molecule: messenger RNA, 2928 nt
Organism: Saccharomyces mikatae IFO 1815
Lineage: Eukaryota; Fungi; Ascomycota; Saccharomycetes; Saccharomycetales; Saccharomycetaceae
Gene: DCP2
Product: decapping enzyme complex catalytic subunit
Exons: 1
Coding region: 1-2928 (975 amino acids)
Biological process (GO): deadenylation-dependent decapping of nuclear-transcribed mRNA; nuclear-transcribed mRNA catabolic process, nonsense-mediated decay
Cellular component (GO): cytoplasm; P-body
Molecular function (GO): RNA binding; 5'-(N(7)-methylguanosine 5'-triphospho)-[mRNA] hydrolase activity; manganese ion binding
Source: RefSeq, a predicted model, not a curated record
AUGUCACUGCCGCUACGACAUGCUUUGGAGAACGUCACUUCUGUUGACAGAAUUCUGGAGGACUUAUUAGUACGUUUCAUUAUAAAUUGCCCGAAUGAAGAUUUAUCGAGUGUCGAAAGAGAAUUGUUUCAUUUUGAAGAGGCCUCAUGGUUUUACACGGAUUUUAUCAAGUUGAUGAACCCGACUCUACCUUCUUUAAAGAUUAAAUCGUUCGCUCAAUUAAUUAUAAAACUAUGUCCUCUGAUUUGGAAAUGGGAUAUAAAAGUGGACGAGGCGCUUCAGCAAUUCUCCAAAUAUAAGAAGAGUAUACCAGUGAGAGGUGCUGCGAUUUUCAAUGAGAAUUUGAGUAAGAUUUUACUAGUACAAGGUACCGAGUCUGAUUCCUGGUCAUUUCCAAGGGGUAAAAUAUCUAAAGAUGAAAACGACAUAGACUGUUGUAUUAGAGAAGUCAAAGAAGAAAUUGGUUUUGAUUUGACGGACUAUAUUGAUGAGAACCAAUUCAUCGAAAGGAAUAUUCAAGGAAAGAAUUACAAGAUUUUUUUAAUCUCAGGUGUUUCGGAAAUCUUCAACUUUAAACCUCAGGUUAGAAAUGAAAUUGAUAAAAUAGAAUGGUUUGACUUCAAGAAAAUUUCCAAAACAAUGUAUAAAUCCAAUAUAAAGUACUAUCUCAUUAAUUCUAUGAUGAGACCUUUGUCAAUGUGGUUAAGACAUCAGAGGCAAAUAAAAAAUGAAGAUCAAUUAAAAUCUUAUGCAGAAGAACAAUUGAAGCUGUUGCUGGGUAUUACUAAGGAGGAACAAAUUGAUCCUGGUAGGGAGCUAUUAAAUAUGUUACAUACUGCAGUGCAAGCAAACGGCAAUAAUAGCGCGGUCCCUAAUGAACAAGUAACUUCGAAUGAAGAAUUUCAGCACCCACAAGAACAACCAGAAGAACAAGAUCAGCAAAAGAACCAGCAAUUAUCGUUCCCUCCUCAACAACAACAACCUUCAGUCUUUCCUUCUCUUUCAGAACCAUUUGCUAGCAAUAGUAUCAUACCACCUACUAUGCCAAUGGCCAACGCCUUCGUGUCAAAUCCACAAUUGUUUGCAACUAUGAAUGGUAAACCAUUUGCUCCUUUCCCGUUUAUGUUACCACUGAAUAACAGCAAUGGUGGCAACGCUCAUCCAACACAGAUGCCUCCUAAUUACAACACUCCACCAAAUCCAAUAGCUUUUGGUGUCCCAAACAUGCACAACCUUUCCAGACCAACCGUAUCUCAACCUUUUCCCCUACCUCCCGCUCCUUUGACAACAGGCUCUAAUUACAAUGGCUCUUCUCCAGGACAGUUAUUAAACUUACUACAUUCAAAAAAGCCUAAUGAUGCCGUACAAUCGAGUAACAAGCCAAAAUUGAAAAUAUUACAAAGGGGAACAGACUUGAAUUCAAUAAAGUCACAACAUCCUGAUGAAUCCGCCCAUCCAAAUUCUCAGGCUUUGCUUGAUUUGUUGAGAAACCCAACUUCAUCGCAGAAAACACAGCCUUCCACAGUAGAAACUUCAUCCCUUCCAAAUGACCCUGCGUCUGUUAUGCAACAAGGAGAAUAUGAGGAUUUUGAAAGUAGUUCAGAUGAAGAUAUGCAGCCAACCAAAGAUGAAAGAGAUUCGUCAGAUGUGGAAGUCAACAUCAUCUCGAGUGAAAAGGACAGUCGAAGAAGACAAAAGAAAGAUCCACAAAAUAAUGCAAAGAAAUUUAGUACAAAUGCGUCUGCGGAAUCUGAUAUUGUAGAAUGGAGACCUAGUAAAUCGUCAUCUCAUGAUAAGCAGAGUUCACCAAUAGGAGUUUCAAAUUCGUAUAGUCAAGAAACGCACACCAGUGAUAGCUGUGCAUAUGAAGCUUUUGAAAGCAGUUCUGACGAAGAGGAUGGAAAAAAAUUAGAAGAAUUGGAACAGAAUCAUGAUAACUCCAAAUUAAUUAACCAAGAUAUCUUGAAGGAGAAUAAUUUCCAAGAUGGCGAAGUGCCUCAUAGAGAUAUGUCCACUGACAGUAACAAAUCUCUAAAUGAAACUGCAGGAUUUUCGUCAUCAACCAAUACUAUAAAAAAGAUGCCUAAAGUUAAGAUACUUAAGCGUGGUGAAACAUUCGCCAGCCUAGCUAACGAUAGGAAGACUUUUGAUUCAAGCUCUAAUAUGUCAUCGUCAAAGGAUUUAUUGCAAAUGUUACGAAACCCAAUUUCUUCCACUGUUUCUUCAAAUCAACAAUCACCGAAAUCUCAACAUCCAAAUGGUGAAGAUGAAAUCAUGAUGAUGCUGAAAAGAAAUUCUGUUUCAAAAGCUGAAAAUAUCGAAGAAACUGCGUCGACGUCUUCAAAUAAGAAUGAUGGAAACGCAAGUGAGCUAUUAGGAAUACUGAGACCGAAGGGCAAGGAUGUUACUUCGUCAGAACAUCCUGGUAUUAAAGACGUGUCCAUAGAAGAAAACAAUCCAGCAAAGGGUUUGUUGAGCAUCCUGAAAAAUAAGGAUUUUGAAAGGAAGCCUCACACUGAGGAUAAACAAUCAAAUGAAUUUCAAGCACUAAAACAUGAAGUGGUUACAGAAAAUGAAAAAUUUAAUAAUACUCCUCCAGAGUUACUGAACUUUUUCAACCCCAAUUCUCCUAAUAGCGGAUACGGAAAGAUUUCUAGUGAAGAUAAUUCUUAUAAACUUCCGAAUAUAUUACAUGAUAAUAAAAGUAGCAGCACUUUCAAUAAUAGUGUAUAUGCAACACCAACCGAAAUUCCUACAGCCACCACAGGCGGUUACCCCAUGAUGCCUAUCAGCAACGAGAAUUCUUCAAAUAAGUUACUUAGUAUGCUGCAGAAUAGGCCUGGCACUAUACAUGAGUCAAAUUUUGAUGUCCGUUCGAAUGGAACUUCGGGGUCUAAUGAGUUAUUGAAUAUUUUGCAUAGGAAAUAA